AACAGAAGUAGAGGACCUGCUGUUUGGGGAUGGAGAGCACAGAUCGACAGAUCAUUAUUCAAGAAACACAUGCAAAACAAAGUAUUAAACAAUACACCGAAUCUCACCGUUAAGUGCUGUUCGGCUGAAGACUUAAUUAUCAAUAAGAGUGGCGAUCGACUCGAGUGUCAGGGAAUUAUCACAAGCGAUGGCCAGCGUAUUAGCAGUCGGACAGUUGUGUUAGCGACGGGUACUUUCCUGAGGGGACAGAUCAACAUCGGUCUCGAGUGCUAUCCGGCCGGAAGGAUAGGCGAUGAGCCGGCAAUAGGUUUGGCGAAAACGCUUGAAAGCGCGGGCUUUAAGAUGGGACGACUCAAAACA
Oppiella nova is the source of this 360-nucleotide messenger RNA. NCBI's taxonomy places the organism in Eukaryota, Metazoa, Arthropoda, Arachnida, Sarcoptiformes, Oppiidae. The record is from the annotation of a GenBank genome assembly.